AUGGCCGACCGCGAGCAGCCCUACGACCCGUAUAUUCCCGCCGGCGGCAAUGCGCCCCAGGGAGGCGCCCAAGGCCAGAGCGGCAACCACCGCACCGCGGCCCUUCAAGCGGAAAUCGACAGCACCGUCGGAAUCAUGCGCGACAACAUCAACAAGGUCUCAGAACGAGGCGCUCGCCUGGAUUCGCUCCAGGACAAGACCGACAAUCUUGCUACCUCAGCCCAGGGCUUCCGAAGGGGUGCCAACCGCGUGCGCAAGCAGAUGUGGUGGAAGGACAUGAAGAUGCGCAUGUGCCUCAUCGUGGGCAUCAUCAUCCUGCUCAUCGUCAUCAUUGUCCCGUCUGGACAGAAUGAGCGUGGCAACCUGUACUUCACACCCAAAGUCAAAGUGACAAACUUGCUCGUGUACAAAGAUGUGGAUACCGACGGGUAUGCUGCACAACGCCAGUCCAGAAAGGCCGCGCCCGAUGAUACCGCCCUCGUCGCGACCGCCCGCCCGUACACGUCCUCCGUCGACAGUCGCGAUGCCACGUCUAUGCGCUCUGCCUUCCUGAGCCUGCUCGGUAGCGUCAGCUCGCGCAGGGAGAUUGACCAGUACCUCGCCCAGUUCCGAUCCGUGUCUUCGCAGCAGUUCGCCGUUGUCAAAGUGGGAGGAGCCAUUCUUACCGACCAUAUCGACACGCUAUGUCUGGCGUUGCAGCACCUGUACGCCAUGGGCCUGUACCCCAUCAUUGUGCACGGCGCGGGACCCCAGAUGAAUAAGCUUCUUUUGGACGCUGGCGUGGAGCCCGAGUUCAUCGAUGGGAUAAGAGUCACAGACAAGAAGACGCUCGGCAUUGCGCGCAAGCUCUUCCUCGAGGCCAAUAUGGACCUGGUGUUGAAGCUCAGGCAGGACUGGGGCAUUCCGGCGCGGCCCAUCACUGCCGGCGUGCUCGAGGCCGACUAUCUGGACAAGGAGAAGUGGAAGUACGUCGGCGAUAUCACCAACGUCAACUCUCGGCCCAUUGUAGACGCCUUAAAAGCCAAGGAGCUGCCCAUUCUGUGCUCAAUGGCCGAAACUGUAGACGGCCAAAUCCUCAAUGUCAAUGCGGACGUGGUUGCUGGAGCUUUGGCAAGGUCACUGGAGCCAUUGAAGAUCGUAUACUUGUCGGAGAAAGGCGGGCUGUUCAAUGGCGAGACGGGCAAGCUUAUCUCGACCAUCAAUCUGGACGAGGAGUAUGACUCGCUCAUGAAGCAGCCGUGGGUCAAGUUUGGCACCAAGCUCAAGAUUGUAGAGGUCAAGAAGCUCCUGGAUGAUCUACCCAAAACUUCCAGCGUGGCCAUUAUUCACCCGCAAUACCUUGAGAAGGAGCUGUUCACUCACACCGGAGGUGGCACGCUCAUUCGCAAGGGUGAGAGCAUCCAAACUGUAAACAAGUUCGAGAAUUUCGAGGACAUCGCAACGCUUAGGGAAGCGCUCUUGAGGGACCGCGAGAGCAUGGAUUCUGGAGACGUCAUCGACCGAUACUUGAACAACCUUAAGACUAGACCUUUCGAGGCCUUCUUUGACGACUCAAUGGGAGCUGUAGCUAUUGUGUACCCUCCCUCAAACGACUCUGAAUUUGCUCGGCUGUCAACCUUCACUACAACUAAAGACGCAUUCUUGACCAACGUCGCCGACAAUAUUUUCGAGCGCAUGAAGAAGAAGUACCCCAAGAUGUACUGGACCGUGGAAACUCAGGACGAGAACCUUGGCUGGUUCAAGGAAAAGGCUGAUGGAACUCUUCGACGGGAUAAGGAGAUCUUCUGCUUCUGGGGCUCCGUGGAUGCUUCCGAAGUGGUGUCACUGCUGAGCGAAUUCUCUCAGCAUGGCAGAGCCAUGUUCGGUGAUCAGCACUUAGAAGCACAGCUGCGGAGGGCGGCUGACUACGCUGCGAGCUUGAAGCAGGGACAACAGGCACGAGCAUACUCCACGAUGACUCCAGGUGUACGCGCUAUUGGCCGAUCGUCUCGACCCACUUUACGGUCACAACAAGGGCUUCCUUCUUCCCGUGGGUUCUCUACGAGCGCACCGCAAUUCAUUGAGAACACUAACCCCAACCCGCCGUACGGUAUCAAGUUCAAGAGCCGGGAUUGGCCGGCAAAGGUUGCUUUGAUUGGUGCUCGUGGCUACACCGGACAAGCUCUCAUCGAUCUCCUUAACCGACACCCCAACAUGGACCUUCGACACGUCUCUUCUCGCGAACUUGCCGGCAAGAAGCUCGAGGGUUACACCAAGCGCGACAUCACUUAUGAGAACCUCUCUCCUGAGGACGUUAAGAAGAUGGCUGAGAAGGGCGAGAUCGAUUGCUGGGUCAUGGCACUGCCCAAUGGCGUGUGCAAGCCCUUUGUUGAUGCUAUCAACGAGUCUGGAAAGGAGGACGCAGUCAUCGUUGAUUUGAGCGCGGACUACCGCUUCGACUCAUCGUGGGCAUAUGGCCUUCCCGAACUUGUCGACCGUCGCAAGAUCUCCGAUGCUAAGCGGAUAGCAAACCCUGGCUGCUAUGCUACCGCUGCCCAGCUUGGUAUUGCGCCAUUGCUCGAAUUUAUCGGUGGCCAACCCACCGUUUUCGGUGUUUCAGGCUACUCAGGGGCAGGCACCAAGCCCAGCCCUAAGAACGAUGUCAAGAACCUGGAAAACAACCUCAUCCCUUACAGCUUGACAGACCACGUCCAUGAGAAGGAGAUUUCUGCUCAAUUGGGCAAAGACGUUGCAUUCAUCCCGCACGUUGCCGUGUGGUUCCAGGGCAUCCACCACACCAUCUCCAUCCCUCUGAACCGUACCAUGACCUCCCGAGACAUCCGCAACCUCUACCAGGACCGUUACGCCGGCGAGAAGCUCGUCAAAGUCGUUGGCGAAUCCCCUCUCGUCCGCAACAUCUCGGGCAAGCACGGUGUCGAAAUCGGCGGCUUCGCAGUCCACAGCUCAGGAAAGCGUGUCGUUGUCAACGCCACCAUCGACAACCUCCUCAAGGGCGCGGCGACGCAAUGCUUGCAGAAUAUGAACUUGGCGCUCGGUUACGGCGAGUACGAGGGCAUUCCGUACUAA
Didymosphaeria variabile is the source of this 3066-nucleotide messenger RNA. RefSeq names its product Protein arg-6, mitochondrial (gene ARG6). Gene Ontology annotation, biological process: L-arginine biosynthetic process; vesicle-mediated transport. Lineage: Eukaryota; Fungi; Ascomycota; Dothideomycetes; Pleosporales; Didymosphaeriaceae. Gene Ontology annotation, cellular component: membrane; cytoplasm; mitochondrial matrix. Bases 1 to 3066 code for a protein of 1021 amino acids. The transcript has 5 exons. Gene Ontology annotation, molecular function: NADP+ binding; arginine binding; NAD binding. The record is from RefSeq and is a predicted model, not a curated record.